UGCCAUAUUUAGCGUAAUUGACGACUUGGUGUGAAACGAUCUGGCACAGUAGUAGGCAGAGGGCUACCGUUCAUGGAUAAUGUAUGGAAUACGUAACAGUUACACUGAGCCAUAAUAUUGAGUGAAAUAAUGACAGUUCUACAAAGGGUCUAAGGGAAACACUAAAAUUGUGAUAACAGAAUUUGUGAAAAAUUCAUAAUGGAUAGUUGGUACAAACGGUUCACCAUGUCGGUGGGAAUGAAGCCCCUUGCCCUCGGCUUUCUGUCCAUGGCCUUACUGGACAUGUUACCACUCUCUGAGGCUCAGACUGUGACAACAAUGGCUCCUGACAAUGUCACAGAAGCACCAGCAUGUACCAUGCAAGCUGAACCAUGUAAAGCUGGUGUGUUUUUCCCAUUGUGGACACCAACAAAGAAUCUCAGCGUUGGUGAUAAAGCUGCGAGAGCCAUUGUUUAUUUUGUAGCUAUGAUUUACAUGUUUUUAGGAGUCUCCAUCAUUGCUGACAGAUUCAUGUCUGCUAUUGAAGUCAUCACUUCAAAGGAGAAGGAUGUUGUAAUUAGAAGACCAGACGGAAGCACGCAUGUGGUCAAUGUCCGAGUUUGGAACGAGACAGUAUCAAACUUGACCCUUAUGGCUCUCGGUUCAUCAGCACCCGAAAUUCUUCUGUCUGUUAUAGAAAUUGUUGGUAAAAAUUUUGAAGCUGGAGACUUAGGUCCAAGUACCAUUGUAGGUAGUGCUGCUUUUAACUUAUUUGUCAUUACAGCCAUUUGUGUGUCUUCUAUUCCUGCAGGCGACAAGCGUACCAUCAAACAUUUACGAGUAUUCUUCAUUACGGCAAGUUGGAGUAUAUUUGCUUACUUAUGGAUGUAUUUCAUUUUGUCUGUUUCAUCAUAUGGAGUAGUAGAAGUAUGGGAAGCUGUAAUUACCUUCGUCUUCUUCCCCAUAACUGUCCUAACUGCAUACGUUGCAGACAUCAAAUUUAUGCCACACAAAUUUUUGUCCAAAAAGUACAGGGAAAGUAGGCAAAAAGGAGUGGUAAUUCAGGCCGAGGGUGACACAGAAAUGAACCAUGUGGAUGAUGUAGUCUUCAGGGAUAUCAGGAACGUUGCUGAUGUGAAGGAACUCAUGGCUUAUGAACAGCACAGGAAGGAAUACAUGGACAUUAUGCGUAAUCUCCGUAAAAAGCAUCCAAACACCGACAUGAAGACCUUGGAAGAGAUGGCCGAGCUUGAAGCAAUCAACAAAGGACCAAAAAGUAGGGCAUUUUACCGUAUUCAGGCUACAAGAAAGCUGACUGGAGGUGGAAAAGUGAUCAAGAAGGCUAAGAUAGAUAGGAGGGCAAGCGUAGAAGAUGUGAAAGUGGAAGUCCGUGACCAGUUUACCACAAAAGUCUUCUUCGACCCUGGUCACUACACUGUAAUGGAAAACAUCGGAACUUUCUUUUUGACAGUUACCAGGGAAGGUGGUGACCUCAGCAAGACCAUGUAUGUGGAUUAUAAAACUGAGGAUGGCUCUGCCAGUGGAGGUGCAGAUUAUGACUAUGCUGAAGGAACCCUUGUCUUCUACCCUCAUGAAAUCCACAAGCAGAUUCCAGUGAGCAUCAUUGAUGAUGAAAUCUUUGAGGAAGAUGAGCACUUCUAUGUCCGCCUCAGCAAUGUCCGCUUAGGUGAUGCUCAGGGUAUGUUUGACAGCAGUGCUUCCCAAAUGAAGGUCAAGCUCGGAACACCAUUCGUAGCCACUGUCAUGAUCUUGGAUGAUGAUCACCCGGGAAUAUUCCUCUUCGAUGAGAAAAUGGUUGUUGUUCCUGAAGCCAUUGGGCAGACUGACAUCAAGGUCACUCGCUCAUCUGGUGCCAGAGGUACAGUGAAGAUUCCUUUCAAAACUGUAGAUGGAUCAGCAAAGGCAGGAAAGGAUUACGAACCAGUCACCGGAUUUAUAAUCUUUGUCAACGAUCAGACUGAACAAUUCAUCAAUGUGAAGAUUUACGAUCAUGAAGAAUAUGAGAAGAACGAAACUUUCUAUAUUGAACUUGAAACACCAGUGCUGUUAAAGAGAGGCUCAGAGGAGGAUCUAGGUCUGGCAGUAGGUAAAUGUGAAGACAUGGACGAGGAGGACACAGAGGUUGAUGAAGAUGGAAAACCAAGACUUGGUGAAACUACUAGGAUCUGUGUCAACAUCCGUGAAACUGUUGAGUUCAAGAAUGUGGUCGACAAGCUGUUGAAGAAGGCUAAUGUUUCCCUGGUUGUUGGAACGUCUUCCUGGAGGGAGCAGUUUGUUGAGGCUAUCACAGUCAGUGCUGGUGAGGAUGAUGAUGAAGAAGCAGAGGAGAAACUUCCGUCUUGUAUGGACUACGUUAUGCACUUCCUCACACUGUUCUGGAAACUUACCUUUGCUUUUGUACCUCCUACAGACUACUUCGGUGGAUGGGCGUGUUUCACAGUUUCCAUUCUCAUGAUUGGUUUACUGACCGGAUUGAUUGGUGAUCUGGCUUCAAGCUUUGGUUGUACAAUUGGACUUAAGGAUGCUGUCACUGCCAUCUCCUUUGUUGCCCUUGGAACCAGUAUUCCAGACACAUUUGCCAGUAAGGUAGCAGCUAUUAACGAUGAGUAUGCCGACUCGUCCAUCGGUAACGUGACAGGAAGUAACGCCGUCAAUGUGUUCCUUGGUAUUGGUCUAGCCUGGUCCAUGGCUGCCAUCUACCACACAUCAAAUGGCAACACCUUCAAUGUAGUACCAGGAACUCUGGCUAUGUCAGUAACGGUCUUCUGUGUUGAGGCAGUCGUCACUGUUAUCAUCAUUUUGAUCCGUCGUAAGUUCGGUGGAGAACUCGGAGGACCUGUCCGUAGGAAAUACUUAACCUCCAUGUUUUUGGUUGGAUUGUGGCUAAUUUACAUCGUUAUUUCUUCCUUGGUCAGUUAUUGUUAUAUUCCUGGAUUUUAAAUAGCGUUUCUAAACAUGACAAUACACACCACCCAGCUGAAUGUCUUAAGCUUGAGUAGGUGCCAGUCCGCAGGGCCAGAGUUUGGUCUAGGACUGAUGCCCAUGAUGCAUCAAAGAUGUGUAGAUUUUCAGCCCAGUUUGCUGAAUCAAAAAUGAAGUGUCAUGCCAAGGACAUUGAGGUUAACGUCGGUGAUGAGGUGUGGUGUAGGGAACCACAGCGGGAUGACAACGUGGAGGUUUCUCACAGACGUCGAUGAUAAUACGAGGCAGUGGUACAGCCUGCCUGUGGUGACUCAUGAUACGGAUACAUCAUCAGUGUUGAAUGAGUGGUUCAGAACAAGUGUGUCUAUAUGGCGAUGUGGUUAAAGAAUGGUAUGUUACAGUAUUAACUCAUUUUAAAUAUCAUACAUUCAACUGGUGUUCAGUUUGUGGGGUAAUUGUCAAUUUUUGUCUACCGUGGUAAUUAAUCAGGAAGUAGUAGAUUUACUUACCUAAACAGAGUGUAAGAUCCAUAGUUCGCUUAGUCACAGAUGAUGAAUUGCUACCCAAAAGGGUUGUACUACAUCUAGCAAUAAAAAUAAAACUUUGUUUAGUUUAUUUAUGUUUAAUUUGCUGUUUAGAAUUGACGAAUUUGAGCGAACAAAAUAAAUCAGGGGCUUUAAAUUCACUUUUUAGAGUUUCUUUUGAAACGUCCUUAUUGCAUGUAGAUAUGUGAACACUGAGUGGCCUGUCUCAAAAGUAACAUAAAGAUUGCUUUGUCUCUAGUGAUGUUGAUAAAUUUGCUCAGAAUCCUAAUUUAAUAAUAUUUCCAUCCAGUGUUUGUUGAGAGGUGAAUGCAAGAUUUUUUGUUUGUUUAUUUAUUUAUUAUUUUCUUUUAAAAUUUUUACACCUGAACAGAAGCAAAGCUUCAUAAGGCCAGGAUAACAUUGAAAAUAAUAAUUAACCUAAGAUUAUUUAUGUAAUAAAUGUAGGUAUCCACUACAUCCGGUAGAAGUCUAACUGAUUGGGAUAGAUUUGUGAAAAUUAAAAAGUGAUUAAUUUUUCGUGGCAGUUGUAAAGAUCAUUUUAUACAAAAGACAAUUAUAUAAUGAUUGAUAUUUAAGUUAUUUAUUUGCCCUGUGGCCCACUUACUUGUUUAUUUGCAUUAUACAUAAACAAUUUCUGUAAACAUCCAUUUAAAUCGGUGAUACUCAUUCUAACCAUUAUAACAAGCAGUUGUCAGUUGCUUGCUUGAAGACGACUGUCCAGAGAAAAAAUUAAAAUGUAUGUAAUUGAAAGGCAAAGUAAAUAUCGGGUACUUCCAAAAAAUAUUAACAUAAGUCUGAAUUAAUAUGAUGUAUUUAUUACAAAUGGAGUUACAAAUCAAAUAUUCAUUUAUGAUUUCAGUGUAUAAUCAAAGUUGUAUUUAAGUCCUCAUCUAAACACAUCAGUCUCCAGCAUUUAAGUCAUUGUUUACCCCAUAAAUCACUCGCAUUUUACGUUUCAUCGUCACAUGACUAGAUUUUCAGUGUGUGUUUUUAUUGAGGUGAUUAACAAAGGUCAUACUUUAAAUCGUUGAUUCUAACGAGGAAACAAAAGUCAGCAAGUUUUUUUUUUUGUCUCAGGAGCCAGUAGAAUCUAGUGUUGAUGUAUAUAAACUGUUUUUGUACAUAGUGUGAUCUCCCAGUUCCAUUUUGCACUGGUGUGAACAGUUUUGUUUUAAACUGUCACUCUUGGUGAUUUGUGAUAACUCAUUGCUCCAAAAACCUGUCAUAGCUUAUAGUGUACAAGGAAUGUUUUUAGAGUUGAUGAUGAAACAAUUUAUUUGUAGUAAAAACAGGAAAAUUCAUGAAAAAAAUAUGAGAUAGUGUCCAUGUAUACAAAGAAUGUCCGUGAUUUUUUGCAAAAGAACUUGUUAGUGCUGCACAAAGAACUACUGUUUUCUGUGCUCCAUUACAAUCUAGAGUGUAUUUUAACAUGUUUUUUUUUUUUUUUUUUGAUAUUCUGGUGAAGAAAUAUGUUAUUGUUCACGACAUGAAAAUUGCAAUUAAGUGACAAUUUAUUUAUACAAUGUUUGUUGAUAAAUCUGAAUGUGUUAGUGUCUUAUUUAUUGCGUGUGGGAUUAAUAGUUAUCUGUAGAAUUAUAGCACACAAUACUAUAGUUUAUUUACCAUGACAGGAUGUUACUUUUAAAUAACGCAUAUAAUACAGUCAUAACAGUUUGGUGAUCUUAAUUAUUGUUGUAUACUAUACAAUUUUUACUUUGCAGAAAUUGUAAUAUGAAAAUUGUUAUCCAAAGCUUUAAAAUGUAUAUAUACUCCUGUUAAAACGUGUCAGUAAUUUGUUUGAAAGGUCUACAAUGAUCAGUUUGAAUGAUCAACUGGCUGUUAUCGUUGAUAUUUGUUGUUAUUAUCAACAAAACUAGCACAGACUUUAAUUAUACUUUAUGAAAUUUCUCAAUUUCAACUUCAUCUUUAUGAAAAUAUUAUCAAAAGUAGAUUCAGAAAUAAGCUUUCUGCUAAUUAGCAAUUAUUAAAGUUAUAUUACUAUAUACGCAUGUAUCGUUAUUGCUCUGAAAUAUCCGACUGUAGUACUGUUGUAGUGAUCUUAACUUUCUAGGAUAACUUUAAAUAGUUUAAAAUUACAAUGUUUAAUCAUGCUCUCAUGUAGCCAAUAUAUAGUUAUUUAUUUACAGCUGUUGCAUAGCAUAUUCUGUAAAAUAAAUAUACUAAUGCAUUGUAUUUAAGAUAAAAAUGAGUUCAAACAUUUCUGUCCAAUACUGAUGUUUGGAAUAUUAUUAAAUCCUGUUUUGUAUAGACACUGUACAUAGAGAAUUAAUUACAUAUAACAUGCAAGCUAUUAAUUAUGACAUUUUCGGGUAUGUGUCACCUUAAUACAAUAUUAUAUCAUAGUAAAAUUUUGUUUGAAGUUAGAUCUUUUGGGCAUGAAAAUGUAUAUGGUCAGUAGGGGACCUAUCUUGACUUUUUAUCUUGAAUCAUGCAACUGUGUAUACCCAACCUUAUUAACCAAUGGUUGUUACAUUCCUUCUCCAUCAAACAUCUUUGUAUAUAGUCUUCCUUACUCCAUCACACAUCUAUGUAUAUAAUGUCCAUAUGAUUUGCUCCUUUGUAUCAAAUGUGAUGACUUAUUAUAUUAUUAUUAUUAUUAUUGUGCCCCUAUUCCCCUGUUAGUGAUUUUAAUAAAAAAAAAAAAUUGUCCAUAAUUUUGAUCAUUUACACAGUACAUGUUGAGAACGUUCGAAGGUUAAGGUAGGCCUCUUAGCGGUCCUUUAGCUAUGCAGAUUAUAAUUGUUUAAAGAGAUUACUAUUACUGUAAAUACUCUAUUUAGAAUUCUAUUUGUGUUGGUUAUCAAACUUAUUGUACAUGUUUCUAGAUAAUUUUAGGCAUGUAUUUCAGAGCCCUGUAGUCGCAUUCCCAGCGUUUUGUUUAUGGUAACUUUCUAUAGGCGAUCUACCAGGAGUGGUAUUUAUAUACUGGUGUUUUACUGCUCUCUAAUCUGCAGUUUUAUAACUAGACGUGAAUGUUCAAAUUAGUGAUAUUCACUCCACUAUACGUAAGAAUUGGUAGAGUCUCUUGUCUAUUUUUGCAGGUUUUUUUGCCAGUUCACAUCCACGGUGUAGAAUGUGCAUGGUUUUACUAGUACAUAUUUUCAACGUACUUUGUUUGACCUGUACAUGUUUUGAUUGUACUUAUUUUAACCAGUAAAUGUUCAAUAUUCUCUGCAGAUUUUUGCAUGUUCAAUGAGAUUUUUAUAACUUACAGUGGUUUUCAGUCUACUGUGUAGGUUUGACCAGUAGCGAGGCAGACCACAAUAUCCACCUUGACUGCUGAACAUGUACUACUAUACAGGGUGUCAAGUGGCCUGACAAUAUAUACUCUUGUGCUCAUGGCACUGUCUCAGAAAUCCAAAUGUUAGUGCUGCACUGGCAGACCUUGAAAAGACAAUCCCUUAUAGUUUUGAUCACCUUAUUGAACAAGAUUCAAUCGUUUAAUUGAUUUGAGCAGUAUCAUUUAGAUUUCAUUUUCAUUUUGUCUUAUCAGUAUUUUUAUGUUAACAGAUUGUUUUCUAUCUUAACUAUAAUGAAAAAUAAUAAUGAGGAAGUUGGUCAAUGUUAUAACCAGGAGGUUUAUUUUAAAAUAUUUGCUCAUGAGAAGUGUGUGUUUUAGUGAUAAUGAAAUUUUUAAUACUUUCCAGAUUUUAACAAUGAAAUUUAAAUGAUACUGCUAAAUCAAUUAAACUGGACAAUGGUGUAACACAAAGACAAUUAUUGACUUGUAAUGUGUCAAAUUGGGACCAUGCCCUUAAUUUGGUAAGUCCAUCUUUUCAUGAGCAAAUAAGCUCAUUUAUGAACAAAAUUAUACUCAUGGUAUGAGCAAGAAAAAAUUAGGGAUAUAUACAGACUUGGCCAACAAUGUUUGUAAUACCAGAGAAAUCUGCUAAUGAAUAUUUUCUAUACUGCUAAUUUUCGGCUUUCGCUGGUGCAAUUGCUAUGAUAUUUAUACAUGUUAUAAUUUCCAGAUGUUACCUCAUUGAAGCUUUCUCACUUUUACGUUUAGCAUGGUUUGGAAUAUUUUGAACACAACACUAUAGAGAGUAACAUUGAACCUUUUGGUAUUCCCAUUCCACAACUGUUUAUUUUCCACGUUAGAUAUUGUGGUGUUUCUUAUGACUUGAUUGUGGAAAUUGAUUUGAAUUUGGUUGUCAUUUCAAUAAAGGGUUGAAGAAACUUA
Pecten maximus is the source of this 7671-nucleotide messenger RNA. RefSeq names its product sodium/calcium exchanger 2-like. The coding region runs from base 199 to 2940 and encodes 913 amino acids. Gene Ontology annotation, cellular component: sarcolemma; postsynapse; axon. The record is from RefSeq and is a predicted model, not a curated record. Lineage: Eukaryota; Metazoa; Mollusca; Bivalvia; Pectinida; Pectinidae. The transcript has 9 exons. Gene Ontology annotation, molecular function: calcium:sodium antiporter activity. Gene Ontology annotation, biological process: calcium ion import across plasma membrane; cell communication; sodium ion transmembrane transport.